UUUCAAAUAUAAACAUUUCUAAGAUCUACAGAUAGAUUGGGCCAGGGUCGCGCAUUCAGACAUCACUAGUACCUUAAGAACCGGAGGAAAUAAUAGUUUAGCUACAUACUCAAAAUAGACCUCAUUUUUUUAAUUUGAAGGUUAGCACCCAAUUCGACCUUUUGCCUUAUUUUAUUUGAUGAUUUUUCUCGUCAACUUGCGUGGACAUGGAUCAUGUAUGCGUCAGUCAUUUUUUUCUUUUGUUCUCCCCUUCAAUAAGUUUUAUGUACUUCGAAAUUGUAACUUUGAACAAAUAUCUGUUUCCUUUUGUUUAAUUUAUUUAUGUUUUUUUUUUUUUUUUGUGUGUGGCAUUUUUCGUCCAACAAUUCAUAUGGCGAGAGAAAUAUGGAGACACGAAAAAUCGGAGCCACAACUUUGGCUUUGUUUUCAAAGGAGGGGUUAUGUUAGCUACAGAUCAUUCACCAAUAUGUCGAGAACAUCAUCGAUCUCCAUCCUCACUGUGCUUGUCGCUUAUACUGGAGAGAGGGCGAACUGUGAAUCAUCUCUCGGACUUCUUCAAAGUCGGUACCGCCAACAUGAACUUGAGAGGGGAAGAAUACAUUCUGUUGAAGAGGCAUCAGAGUGGGUGGCUGACACUGUGUCAUCUUGCGGCGAGAAAGGUUCCUUAGUGGGAUUAACAGUUGUAGGAUGGGACAAUAAAAAUGGUGCUAGCUUGUAUUACGUGAGCAAUGGGGAUAGACCUAAACAAGGGAAAAAUUGUGCCACCGGAUCUGGAUUUUCAAUCGCUAAUGGUAUCUUGGCUGUCUGGAAUUAUAAUGAUCUGUACUAUGAUGACGCUGCUAUGCUGGCCAAAAGGGCGAUUUGCGGUGCCGCAUCUCAAGUAAGACGAAGCAUUGGAAUGGGUGAAGGGGGUGGUUUCAUCAGUGGGUACUUCAUCCGUGCAUGUGGGUCAGGGACGGUCUUUCAUAAUAUGGAUAUUGGAAACACAAAGCAUGAAAUUAAACUUUAUAAAAGAGCUGCGUUUGCGAAGAUCCUUCGGUCCAGGAGAGUGGAACUGAAGGCGAAAACGGUGCAAGAGUAGUUGGUCUGCCGUAAUUAGGGUUUGGAUAAGUGUUGGAAGACAUACUUGACCUGAGUAGCUUCUGAAAGGUUGUGAGUCCUCUUGUGUAGAAGAAUGGAUCUAUCAGAAUUUGCGACUGGAUAAAUUGAAACUAAACCUCCCCUUAAGCACACGAUUAUCAAAUAUUUUUAAGUAAUCUGCUCC
Oldenlandia corymbosa var. corymbosa is the source of this 1264-nucleotide messenger RNA. The record is from the annotation of a GenBank genome assembly. NCBI's taxonomy places the organism in Eukaryota, Viridiplantae, Streptophyta, Magnoliopsida, Gentianales, Rubiaceae.